Molecule: messenger RNA, 273 nt
Organism: Microdochium trichocladiopsis
Lineage: Eukaryota; Fungi; Ascomycota; Sordariomycetes; Xylariales; Microdochiaceae
Exons: 2
Coding region: 1-273 (90 amino acids)
Biological process (GO): spliceosomal snRNP assembly; mRNA splicing, via spliceosome
Cellular component (GO): U1 snRNP; catalytic step 2 spliceosome
Molecular function (GO): RNA binding
Source: RefSeq, a predicted model, not a curated record
AUGAGUUUCAUGCCCAUAAACCCGCGGCCUAUGCUGCAAGACUUGGUCAACAAGGACAUCGUGGUGCGGCUCAAGUGGGGCGAGACCGAGUACAAGGGCAGACUCGUGAGCAUCGACAGCUACAUGAACAUCCAGCUCACCAACGCGCAAGAGUUCAUUGACCAGAAGUUCACGAGCGACCUCGGCCAGAUCCUGAUUCGGUGUAAUAACGUGCUGUGGAUCAAGGGCGCGGACGGCAGCGAAGGCGCCGGCGACGUGAGCAUGCAGGGUUAA